Molecule: messenger RNA, 1470 nt
Organism: Tetranychus urticae (two-spotted spider mite)
Lineage: Eukaryota; Metazoa; Arthropoda; Arachnida; Trombidiformes; Tetranychidae
Source: RefSeq, a predicted model, not a curated record
ACUAUUCUUAAAACUAAAAUAUUAGACAGAGAAGAAGAAAGUUACGCCUUUUGUCUCUCACUACUUCUGUCUUCUGCUCUUCUCCCUUUUUGUUAACUCUGAUUAUCAACUUGUUGACCUGACUAGACCAAUGAACUUAAUUGCUAACUAACUUUCAUUAUUACCAUUUUCAGUUCAAACCUCAGAUCAACAUCAUAUUCAUAUUGAUUUAGGUAAAUCUCAAUUAAAACUCAUUCACUUGACACCAUUACAAUGAGCUUACCGUUUACAUAGACUUAAUCUUGUGAUUUUGACUCUUGAAAAAUCAGAAGCAAAACGUGUUUGUGAUUUACUUGUCUUCAACUGAUUGUUGUUUUAUUUUUUAUUUUAAUUUCAAUUUAAUCAACUGAUAUUAUCUUCCAGAUAUUAAAAUAUUUUUCCUUUAUCUUCGUUAUUCAAUAGUGAAAUGAUAACUUUUAUGUGCCUAAGGAUUAAGUUUAAUUAUUGAUUUGCAACCUGAUCAUCAACAAAACAUAUUUUUACGUUAUGGCAAACCAACGUAACAAUCUCAACAGUGUUUCUCAAAACUGUGAAUCUGAGUCAAAGGAAUAUCUUUUCAAAAUUCUGGUUAUUGGUGAUUUAGCAACUGGUAAAACAAGCUUCAUCCGUCGAUAUGUUCAUCAUUUAUUCAACAGUCAUUACAGAGCAACGAUUGGUGUUGAUUUUGCGCUUAAAGUUGUUCAAUGGGAUCCAAGUACAUUGAUAAGAUUACAAUUAUGGGAUAUUGCUGGUCAAGAAAGGUUCGGAAGUAUGACCAGAGUCUAUUAUAAAGAUGCAGUUGGUGCCUUAAUUUGUUUCGAUGCCUCAAAAUCGCAAUCUUUUGAAGCUGUUAAGAAAUGGAAGGAAGAUUUAGAUACUAAAGUUACAAUGCCAGAUGGAUCUCCAAUUCCUGCAGUUUUAGUUGCCAAUAAGUGCGAUUUACCUAAGCAUGAAAAUUUUAGUGAUCCUUCAUUUUUGGACGAUUUUUGUCAAAAUAAUGGCUUUGUUGGUUGGUAUUUUACUAGUGCCAAGGAUAACAUAAAUAUCGAAGAAACAGCUUCCCUAUUGAUUUCAGAGGUUUUAGGAAAGGUACGAUGUUCUGGUAAACAAGACAUGGACAAUGAUUGUUUAUCAAUUGAUGGUGUUUCUUAUAUUGACAAUAAAAAAGCUCAUUGUGCUUGCCGUAUUUGAACUUCAUCGUGGUGAAUGUGGCCCGAUCUCAUUAAUAGUUAUCGAAAGAAUCGAGAUAAUCAAGAGUCAAAGCUUCCAAUUAAUUAUGGCACCUUCAUUUUUCUUGCUUGCUGCCUUUUUCAUUAAAUUUUUACUUUAGAUUACACAAUUAGACUUCAGCAAUCUGUAUAUUGUCUUAUGUUUCUGAUUAUUUUCAGCUAACUUACAUUGCAAUGAUAUUUGUUUUGUUUUUGAAACUAUAAACAUACCGAGCUUCACUUA